AGGGACCGCCGUGGAGACACCGGGGGCUUCGGGCGGUGCCAGGCAGACGGCCCUUUCCUCGGGGCCCCGCCUGGUACCAGGAGCCCCCCCAGCAGGGGGACUGCGCCUGGAAGCUGUAAUGGAGGCCCUGCAGAGGCAGCAGGCGGCGCGGCUGGCCCAAGGGGUGGGGCCUUUGGCCCCUCCGCGCCUACCGCUUCCACAGCCUCCCCUGCUUGGCGCCCGGACCCUACCGGCUGAGGGGGCCUUGGGGGUGGUUAGGGCUGAAGAAGAGGAGGACGCUGAAGAAGAGGAGGAGGGAGAGGCACCCUUAGCAGAAGAAGAGGCAGCUGAGGAGAGCCAUCCAGGAGCCCGGUGUCCCAACUCACCUUCCAACCAGCCCCCUGGUCUCCAACCACAUGAGUGGACCUAUGAGGAACAGUUCAAGCAGCUGUAUGAACUGGAUGCGGACCCCAAGAGGAAGGAGUUUCUGGAUGACCUGUUUAGCUUCAUGCAGAAGAGGGGGACGCCAGUGAACCGGGUGCCCAUCAUGGCCAAACAGGUGCUGGACCUGUAUGCGCUGUUUCGCUUGGUGACAGCCAAGGGUGGCCUGGUGGAGGUCAUCAACAGAAAAGUGUGGCGGGAGGUCACACGCGGCCUCAGUUUGCCAACCACCAUCACCUCUGCCGCCUUCACGCUACGCACCCAGUACAUGAAGUAUUUGUACCCAUACGAGUGCGAGACGCGGGCACUCAGUUCCCCAGGGGAGCUCCAGGCUGCCAUAGACAGCAAUCGGCGUGAAGGCCGUCGCCAGGCUUACACCGCGGUCCCGCUCUUCAGCUUAGCAGGGCCGACACCUCGGGGAGCUCCUGGCCCCGCCUCGGGUCAUGGCCCCACCCCGGCCGCGACCCCGAGCUGCCCGGGUCCUGCCCAGGGUCCUGCUUCUGGCUUGCCUGCGCAGGCGUGCGCUCAACUGAGCCCUAGCCCUGUAAAGAAAGAGGAGACUGGGAUUCCACCCCCUCGUCUGGCACUACCUGUGGGCUUGACCUUGGAGGCUGCACGGGAGAAGCUGGGACCAGAAGAGCCUCCAGAGAAGAGGGCUGUGCUGAUGGGCCCCAUGGACCCACCUCGACUGGGGGCACCUCCCAGUUUCCUGCCCCGUGGCAAGGUUCCUCUAAGGGAAGAGCGAUUGGAUGGGCCCCUCAAUCUGGCAGGCAGUGGCAUCAGCAGUAUCAACAUGGCGCUAGAGAUCAAUGGGGUGGUCUACACUGGUAUCCUCUUUGCUCGACGCCAGCCUGUGCCAGCUUCCUUGGGUCCAACCAAUCCUCCGCCUCCACCCUCUACAGGGGCCCCUUCCAGCACCUUGCCCUGAAAGCAGCUACUGAGAGCUAAGAGUCCCAAUAUCAUUGCAGGGGAGAGAAGGUACCCUCCCACCUUGGUUCUUUCAGGAUGUGAUGCCCCCUCUGGGAUCCGGUCCUGGGAGAUGAUAGCAUGCCACCUCCACACCAAAGGGAUUUCUUAUUAUGUUCCGUCUACCUCAUUGCAAAAGGAGGACACCACCUCCCUGGCUGAUUCCAGCAGCAUCCGCCAAAGAGUUCUUCCCCCAUAAGCCCUGUCGUCUCCUCAUGUGACCCCUACGUUAAUGUCAUCUUUGGCACCCCACCUCUUUGAGUCCACUCUGCUCCUUUUCAGGGGGCAGGUGAAGGGUCGGAGUUGAAUGUGAAGAUGUCCCUUGGGUUGCAUCUGGAAAAUAAAGUUGUACUUGCUCCGUCUCCCGUGCCUCCUCUUCUUGUUUGGGUCUGGGAGGCGGAGGGUACACAGGCUACAUUGAGCUGUCCAAGUGGAAGGCAGAAUAGCAAAGCUCUGUGAGAACAGAAGAGCACUUUUUAACAACAACAACAAAAAGCAGGCUUUCACUGC
Molecule: messenger RNA, 1896 nt
Organism: Peromyscus leucopus (white-footed mouse)
Lineage: Eukaryota; Metazoa; Chordata; Mammalia; Rodentia; Cricetidae
Gene: Arid3c
Product: AT-rich interaction domain 3C
Exons: 8
Coding region: 119-1348 (409 amino acids)
Biological process (GO): regulation of transcription by RNA polymerase II
Cellular component (GO): nucleus
Molecular function (GO): DNA binding
Source: RefSeq, a predicted model, not a curated record